Messenger RNA from Polyodon spathula (Mississippi paddlefish), 3221 nucleotides. RefSeq names its product cerebral endothelial cell adhesion molecule (gene cercam). The record is from RefSeq and is a predicted model, not a curated record. The transcript is spliced from 19 exons. Bases 262 to 3198 code for a protein of 978 amino acids. Lineage: Eukaryota; Metazoa; Chordata; Actinopteri; Acipenseriformes; Polyodontidae.
AAUUAAAGUUACAGACACUCUGGAAUAAAACAAAACCCAAGACACUCAAAAUAUAUAACGCACAUACUGUAAUUCAAUACCAAUACAGCACACGACUAACUCCUCCUUGUAACGAGAGAGAGAGAGAGAGAGAGAGAGGUGUGUUAUCAAAGUUUACCAAAGUUUUUUUUUUUUUUUUUUUUUUCUAAAUGCUGACGCGUAUAACUUAAGCGAAUUAGUUUUUUCCAACAGAGAAAAAACCUUGACACGGAAUUUGGGAUCAUGUUGCCUGUGUUUUUGUACGUCUUUUUGGGGGCAUUUUCAGGACUUCGGGGGUAUUUUUCCGAGGAGAAGCAACCUCAGGAAUCUAUCAUACAGAAACCGACGGUGGUGCUGGCCAUCAUUGCGCGGAACGCAGCGCAUUCCCUGCCGUUUUAUCUGGGAGCGAUAGAGAGACUCGACUACCCGAAAGACAGAAUAUCCGUGUGGGCGGCGACAGAUCACAACAUUGACAACACCACGGCAAUCUUGAGGGAAUGGCUGACAGUCAUGCAGAUAUACUAUCACAACGUGGAGUGGAGACCCAUGGACCAGCCUACGUCCUAUCCAGGAGAGAUGGGGCCCAAGCACUGGACCAACAGCAGAUACGAGUACCUCAUGAAACUCAAACAGGCAGCCCUCAACUACGCCAAGAAACAGUGGGCUGAUUACAUCAUGUAUGUUGACACAGACAACAUCCUGACGAACCCGCAGACCCUGAGUCUGAUGAUCGCUGAGAAUAAGUCUGUGAUGGCACCCAUGCUCGACUCUCAGACCGCCUACUCCAACUAUUGGUGUGGCAUCACCCCCCAGGGUUAUUACCGUCGCACAGCAGAGUACUUCCCUACCAGACACCGGCAUCGCCGCGGCUGCUAUCCCGUUCCCAUGGUGCACUCCACCUUCCUGCUGGACUUGCGCAAGGAAGGGGUUAAGAAGCUGGCCUUCCACCCUCCCCACCCUGACUACUCCUGGCCCUUCGAUGACAUCAUCGCCUUCGCCUUCUCCUGCCGCGUCUCAGGUGUGCAGAUGUACCUGUGUAACAAGCAGCGCUACGGCUACCUGAACGUGCCGGCGAAGCCACACCAAACCAACGAGGACGAUCGGGGCAACUUCGUACACCUGCAGCUGGAGGCCAUGAUUGAUGGACCACCCAUGUACCCCUCCGAGCAUGUUUUCCUGCCUCCUCGUCACCCAGACAAGAUGGGAUUUGAUGAGGUGUACCUGAUUAACCUGCGCAGACGACCGGACCGCAGGGACAGAAUGGUGAGGUCACUCUAUGAGCAGGACAUCGACGUUAAAGUGAUGGACGCAGUGGACGGAGGAGCUCUCAAUAGCAGUGAUAUUAAGCAGCUGGGGGUGGACCUGCUUCCUGGGUACUAUGACCCCUUCUCAGGCCGGACCCUGACUAAGGGGGAGGUGGGCUGCUUCCUCAGCCACUACAGCAUCUGGAAGGAGAUGGUGGACCUACAGCUGGAACGGGCCGUGGUGUUUGAGGACGACGUCCGUUUCCAAGGCAACUUCAAGAAGAGGCUGUUGAGGCUGAUGGAGGAGAUUGACCUUGUGGAGCUAGACUGGGACCUCAUAUACCUGGGUCGGAAGGAGGUGAACCCCACUAAGGAACAGCCAGUGGAGAACGUACGGAACCUGGUGGAGGCGGGCUACUCCUACUGGACCCUGUCCUACGUGAUCUCACUGCAGGGCGCAACGAAACUUCUCAACGCAGAGCCGCUCUCCAAGAUGGUACCCAUCGAUGAGUUCCUGCCCCUCAUGUACGACAAACACCCCAAAUACCAGCACAAGUGUGAUGAGCUGGAGGUCAGGGAGAAGGACUUUAGCUCUGAAUUGGAGCGCUUGACCAAGGACAAGAAGGAGAUUGUGUCCUUCCUGAAGCGCUCUCUAGACCAGCGAGCGGAUGAACUGGCUGACCUCACUGACCGUCUCAUUGGACUCCAGCAGGCCAAGGAUGCAGAGAAGGAAGCCUGCGAGAAUCAGCUGGCACAGCUCCGACAUGAGUUCCAGGAGAGCAAGGACCAGCUCACCUCUGAGAACAUGAUCCUGGCGGGGAAGCUGGCGUCUGUGGAGGAGUUCCGGGUGCAGAAGGAAGAGCUGAUGGGACGGCUCACGAGAAUGGAAGAACAGCUAGAGAAACAGGGGCAGGAGCACCAAACCACCAUCUCUAACCUGGAGAAGAAGGCAGUGGUGGACAGAGACAGGCUGAAGAAGGAGAUGAUGGUACGUGUGGCUGCUGUGGCGGCAGAGUUCCGCCGGGUCUCAGACAAGCAAAUGGCAGAAACCACAAAGAGGAUGAUCCGGGAGAACGUGUCUGUAACCGCUCAGCUAAGCAAGAGCUCCAGUAAGAGUCUGGAGCUGCUGCAGGAGAACCAGGCCCUGAAGGAGCUGGAGGAGCGGCAGAGACAGCAGCUGGGAGUGCUGGAGCACGGGCAGAAGGACCUGGCCAGGAGGAGCCUCAGCAAUCAGAAGGUGGUGAGAAUAUUGACAGAGAAGUGCAAGGAGCAGCAGUAUGUGCUGCAAGAAUACAUGGAAAAGGAACAUGAGUAUGACCAGCUGAAGUCUGACCAUGCCACCCUACAACAAGAAGUGCAGGUCCUAAGACAGGAGCUGGCCUCAAGGAAAGAUGAACAGAGAGUGAAGCACGCAGAGGCUGAGGAUCUGAAGAGGUGUCUGAUAGCGGAGCGGCAGAGCAGGGGCCAGCUGGAGAGAAUCCUCAAAGAGGCAGCCUUCGCUCUCAAGGAGGCUCUGCUCGAGGCGCCGUCUGCUAUGAAGGAGGCGGACCCUGAGAUCCAGACCCACGUACGCAGGAGGCAGAUGAUGGAGAAGCUGCUUUCCCUGCUGGACAGUGCCGCUCUACUAGGAGUUGGACCUGCUCUGAAGGAAUUCAAAAAGGAGACAGUAUCUCUCCAUGAACACAGAACCGAGCCUGGGUCAGACAGUCUCUCCCCGCUGCUCAAGGUCCCCAGACUCCUGCCACACUACAGAAUAGGAGACCUUGGGCUGGUCCCUCGACCAGAGCAAACCCUCUCUACCACCCUGAGCAAAGCGGCACCUCUCUCCAGGAGCACACAGCUUGAGCUGCAUAAACACCUGGGCCAGGAUUCAGUGGCUUCAGGCACAACAGCAGGGAGAGCUGCAGCACUCCUCCCUGAGAUUACAGCUGAAUAAAUAAACACCUCUACACACAGCAA